AUGGACCCCGUCAUUAUAACGCCGGACGAUGUAGCUGAGGCGGUCCGAAGGGCCCCGAACUGGAAAAGUCCGGGGCUCGACGGGCUGCAUCACUACUGGCUGAAGGGGUUCGUGGUGUGUCACGCUGUGCUCGCCCGACAAUUUCAAGAGGCUCUCGACCAAAAGUCGCUCCCGAGCCUUUUCACUACUGGGAUCACUCAUUUGGUUCCUAAAGACCGGGAUACCAUAGACCCGAGCAAAUACCGCCCCAUCACGUGUCUACCCACGAUAUAUAAGACAUUAACAUCCAUUUUGAGCGCGAGAAUCACUCGUCACCUGAACUCAAAUCAGGUGAUGUCGCGCGCUCAAAAUGGAUGUCAGGGCGGUGGUCGUGGAACCAAGGAACCACUCCUCAUUGACGCGGUCAUUGGCAAAGUGGUUAAACGCAACCGUCGGAACCUAUCCGCCGCCUGGAUAGACUACAAAAAGGCAUUCGACUCGGUGCCUCAUACAUGGCUGAAGAGGGUCCUCGAGCUGUACAAGGUUGACUUUACAGUUAGAGACUUCCUCGGGCAGUGUAUGGAGCAGUGGAGUACGAUCCUUUGUCAUCUAGGCGAACGGAUGACGGCUGCGGAGAACCACAUAAGAAGGGGUAUCUUCCAGGGCGAUUGUCUGAGUCCAAUCUGGUUCUGCCUCUCUCUGAACCCUCUCAGUACCUUACUGGAGGGCUCCGGGAGAGGAUUUCAGCUUCGGAGAGGAGGUACAAAAGUGACCCACCUUUUCUAUAGCAAUUCUAUUAAAAUGGAGCUGGGGACGGAUAAGUGUGCGGUCCUCCAUGUCGAAAGGGGUAGGGUUGCUAACUCUGAGGGCAUAGAUUUAUCUAUACCCAUCAACAUAAGGACCCUUUCCGAGGCUGAAACAUACCGAUACCUGGGUAUGUCACAGAACAUCGGUGUAGAUGAGGCGGGUAUGAAACAGUCAGUUUGCGAUGUGUUUUAUGCACGCUUGACCAAAGUGCUUAACAGCCUUUUGUCCGGUGUGAAUAAGACGCACGCAUAUAACGGUUGGGUCAUGCCUGUUCUCAUGUAUACCUUUGGCAUACUUAGGUGGACUCAGACCGAACUAAACGCUCUGGAUAGAAAAGUCCGCACUAUAAUGACGUCCCACAGGAUGCAUCAUCCGAGAUCGUCAGUAAUGAGGCUGCACUUGCCGCGGAAGCAUGGUGGGCGCGGCUUUUUAAGCGCGCUUACCAUGCAUAAUCGCGAAGUGUGCAGCCUCCGUAAUUACUUUCUGACGAGAGCGGAUGAUCCAUACUAUAGGGACGUUAUUUCUUGUGAUAAAGGACUGACCCCUCUAUCCUUAGCCAACGAGCAAUGGCAAGACCCAGCAGUACAGUGCAUUUCCGACCGGGAGGCCGUAUGGAAGGAGAAGGAGCUCCACGGGAGGUUCUACAAGGCUCUACAUGAGCCUUUCGUAGACACAGUCGCCUCCCUUCACUGGCUACGUUUCGGUGACCUCUUUGGGGAAACCGAGGGUUUUGUCUGUGCGAUACAGGAUCAGGUUAUUAAGACCAACAAUUAUCGGAGAUACAUCCUAAAGGAUGGCGCCGUCGACAUCUGUCGAGCUUGUCGCCAUCCCGGUGAGUCACUUAGGCAUGUCAUCUCCGGUUGUUCGGCGCUUUCUAACUCUGAGUAUUUGCACAGACACAAUCUAGUAGCCAGGAUUCUACACCAGGAGCUCGCUCUGAAAUACGGCCUCGUGGAUCGGAAACUGCCGUAUUAUAAGUACUUGCCGGAAGCCGUGCUCGAAAAUGACCGCGCCAGGCUCUACUGGGACCGGGCCAUCAUCACAGACAGGACUAUUCUUGCGAAUAAGCCUGAUAUUGUGCUGAUGGACCGGGCACAGUCAAGGAUAUUUUUGGUCGACAUUACCAUUCCUUAUGACGAGAACCUCGUGAAAGCCGAAACAGAUAAGGUGACAAAAUAUCUGGACCUGGCUCACGAGGUUACCGGCAUGUGGGGUGGUCUGCCGACCGAAAUUAUUCCUGUGGUCGUUUCUGCGAACGGGUUAAUCCCAGUCAGCCUCCCGGGUUAUCUGAGGCGACUGGGACUCCGUGACGGACCGCUCCAGGCUCAAAUGCAGAAGGCGGUGCUCCUCGAUACCGCCCGCUUCGUCCGCCGGUUUCUUUCCCUUUCCCCCUAA
Molecule: messenger RNA, 2181 nt
Organism: Parnassius mnemosyne (clouded apollo)
Lineage: Eukaryota; Metazoa; Arthropoda; Insecta; Lepidoptera; Papilionidae
Source: the annotation of a GenBank genome assembly